Molecule: messenger RNA, 1553 nt
Organism: Labrus mixtus (cuckoo wrasse)
Lineage: Eukaryota; Metazoa; Chordata; Actinopteri; Labriformes; Labridae
Product: creatine kinase U-type, mitochondrial-like
Exons: 10
Coding region: 148-1395 (415 amino acids)
Biological process (GO): phosphocreatine biosynthetic process
Cellular component (GO): mitochondrion
Molecular function (GO): creatine kinase activity
Source: RefSeq, a predicted model, not a curated record
GUCCCAAUCUCUCUCUCUCUCCCUCUCUGAUCCCGUCUCCCUCCUCAGACUGCUCUCACUCUCUGGACAGAGCUUCAGGAACUCACAGGCCAUUUGCUGCCUCCUCUCUGCACACAGACCUCAGGGGAAAACCCAGAGCUCCUUACCAUGGCGAAUUCUUUCACCCGCAUGAUUUCUGGUCGUAACACAGCCGUGAUUUUAGCCAGCAUUGGAGCCAGCACUCUGGCAUCUGGAUACCUCCUCAGUGAGAGCGCUGCUGCAGCUGAGAGGAAGAGGCUCUAUCCACCCAGUGCUGAUUUCCCCGACCUGAGAAAGCACAACAACUGCAUGGCAACGGCCCUGACCCCCAAAAUUUAUGCGCAGCUCAGGGACAAAACAACCCCCAACGACUGGACCCUGGAUCAGUGCAUCCAGACUGGGGUGGACAACCCAGGACACCCCUUCAUCAAGACUGUGGGUAUGGUGGCUGGAGACGAGGAGAGCUACGAGGUGUUUUCAGAGCUAUUUGACCCUGUGAUCAAAGAAAGACACAAUGGCUAUGACCCCCGUUCAAUGAGGCACACCACUGACCUGGACUCUUCCAAGGUCACCUCAGGUAUGUUUGAUGAGCGCUACGUGUUGUCAUCUCGUGUCCGUACUGGCCGCAGCAUCCGUGGACUGAGCCUUCCCCCUGCGUGCGCCCGCUCUGAGCGCCGUGAGGUGGAGCGUGUGGUUGUGACCGCUUUGUCUGGGCUGAAGGGAGAACUGUCUGGUCGCUACUACAGCCUGGGAGAGAUGUCUGAUAGAGAGCAGCAGCAGCUUAUUGACGAGCACUUCCUGUUUGAUAAACCUGUGUCACCUCUGCUUAUGUCCGCUGGGAUGGCCAGAGACUGGCCUGAUGCUCGUGGGAUCUGGCACAACAAUGAGAAGAACUUCUUAAUCUGGAUCAAUGAGGAGGAUCACACCAGGAUCAUAUCCAUGGAGAAAGGAGGAAACAUGAAGAGAGUGUUUGAAAGGUUCUGCAGAGGUCUCAAGCAGGUGGAGCAUUUAAUCCAGGAGAGAGGUUGGGAGUUCAUGUGGAAUGAGCGUCUGGGCUACGUCCUCACCUGCCCCUCUAACCUUGGCACUGGACUCAGGGCCGGUGUGCAUAUUCGCCUUCCCUUCCUCAGCAAGGACCCUCGCUUCAAGAAGAUCCUGGAUAACCUGAGGCUACAGAAGAGAGGCACAGGAGGUGUCGACACGGCUGCUACUGGAGACACUUUUGACAUCUCCAACCUCGACCGCCUUGGAAAGUCAGAGGUGGAGCUCGUGCAGCUGGUGAUUGACGGAGUAAACUACCUUAUUGAAUGUGAGAAGAGGCUGGAAAGAGGGCAGGACGUCAAGAUCCCCUCCCCCAUCCCUCAGUUCAGGAAGUGAGCAUCAACUCAGCUUGGACCCCUGGAAUUAAUGAAACCCUCCGACUACUAACCUUUCUUUGAAGCUAUUUAAGCUUUUCAUAACAUGUAUAGCACUGUACACUAUGAAUAAAAUGUAGAGAACUUCUAAACACAAUAAAGUCUCUUGAUGAACUGUCA